AUCCCAAAGGCAAGACCGACCCGACCCACUGCAUAUGUGGAAACCACUAUUGAUCAUACUGUGCAGAGUGCCAAGAUCAAACUUGGCUUCUGAGCCCUUACGUGAAACCUGCAAAGCAAAUGCACGAUUUCCACAUGGGCAGGUACGAGUGUUCAAUCCGCACAAGCAUCCCGGUGAAAUUCGCCGACCACCGGGUAAAAUUCUAGCUUGUAAGAGUUGGGGGGGGGGGGGGGGCUGUGGCGUGCGCGGUGCUUUCCGCUUCUGUGCUGCAUGGUCUUGAGAGCCAUGGCGGCUGCUAGCAUGCGGCCACCAUUAGCUCUGUUGCUUUCCCUGGUCGUUUCUUUCGUCUUCUCCCCUGCUUCCGCGGCCGAUACCAUCACUGCUAACUCCUCCCUCGCCGAGGGCCAGACGCUUGUUUCGGCGGGUGGGGUUUUCGAGCUGGGCUUCUUCGCCCCGGCGAGCGCGACGGCUAGGUUCUUGAGCAUCUGGUACAAGGACAUCGCUCCCCAGACCGUCGUCUGGGUCGCCAACCGGGAGGCUCCGAUCACUGACACGACGGGGACCUUGGCCCUCAACGGCAGCGGCCAACUGGUGCUCGCCGACCGGUCGGGGCGCGUGUUCUGGUCGUCAGCGCCGUGGAGCGUGAACAGCACCGGCGCCUCGGUGGCCCAGCUGCUGGACAGCGGCAACUUCAUGCUUCGAGACACUGGUGCCGCGGGUGGCGUUGUCCUGUGGCAGAGCUUCGACCACCCGUCCGACACCCUGCUCCCGGGCAUGAAGCUCGGGUGGGACCUGAACACCGGGCUCGACCGGUACCUGACGACGUGGCGGAGCCCCAGCGACCCGUCGCCGGGCGACUACACGUUCGGGAUCGACAUCCGCGGCGUCCCCGAGGGGUUCAUACGGUACGACGGCGUGGUGCCGGUGUACCGCAACGGGCCGUGGAACGGACUGCAGUUCAGCGGCGAACCAGAGAUGGAGCCCAACAACAGCAACUUCCGGUUCGAGUUCGUCGCCAACGCGAGCGACGUGUACUACACGUUCCUGGUGAACGGCGGCGGCGGCGGCGUCGUGUCGCGGUUAGUGCUGAACGGGUCGAGACUGCAGCGCUACGUGUGGCCGCCGCGGGGCCAGGGGUGGAGCCUCUACUGGUCGGUGCCGCGGGACCAGUGCGACCACUACGCGCAGUGCGGCGCCUACGGAGUGUGUGACUCGAGCGCCUCGCGGAUCUGCGGCUGCGUGCAUGGGUUCGCGCCGGCAUCGCCGCGGGACUGGGCGCUCAGGGACAGCUCCGCCGGGUGCGUGCGCAGGACGCGGCUCAACUGCACCGGGGACGGGUUCCUGCCGCUGCGCGAAGUGAAGCUGCCGGACACGACGAACGCGACGGAGGACGCGACCAUCAGCGUUGAUCAGUGCAGGCAGAGAUGCCUGGCCAACUGCUCUUGCUUGGCCUACGCUGCUUCCAACAUCAAGGGAGGCGAGAGCGGCUGUAUCAUCUGGAACUCGCUGCUCAUAGACAUCAGGCAGUUCUCCUACGGUGGGCAGGAUCUGUAUAUUCGUCUGGCGGCAUCUGAUCUGCCUUCCAUUGGAGACGGUUGCAGCAGGAAAAGCACAGUUCUCGCCGUUGUCGUAAGCUUAGCCGGUGUUCUUCUUUUGGGGUUUGGUGGGUUCUUCAUCUGGACCAAGUUCUUCAGAAACAAAGAUUCAGGGACGUUUCAGAGCGCGCAGACGCAGAGGCUCACCUCAUUUGACUCCAGUGCUCCUCUUAAUCCGGUCCAAAACAGGAAGAUGGAAGAUGAAUCCAGCCAAAGCAAAGACCUGAAUGUCACUCUCUUUGACAUCAGCACAAUUGUUUACUCCACUGACAAUUUUGCGAGGCAGGCUAAGCUUGGAGAAGGCGGCUUUGGCGCAGUCUACAAGGGGGAACUAGGAGGAGGGCAGACGGUGGCGGUGAAACGGCUUUCGAAAUACUCGACGCAGGGGUUGGAGGAGUUCAAGAACGAGGUCAUGCUCAUCGCGAAGCUGCAGCAUGUGAACCUCGUCAGGCUUUUGGGCUGCUGCGUCCAUGGAGAGGAGAGGAUUCUGGUGUACGAGUACAUGGAAAACAAGAGCCUCGACAACUUUAUCUUUGAUAAGAAUCGAUCAGCACAGCUGCAUUGGUCCAAGCGGUUCGACAUCAUACUCGGUAUCGCACGGGGGCUCCUGUACCUGCACCAGGACUCCCGGUACAAGGUCAUUCACCGAGAUCUCAAGGCCGGCAACAUCCUCCUCGACAAGGACAUGAAUCCCAAGAUCUCCGACUUUGGCGUGGCGAGGAUCUUCGGCGACGACACCGACUCGCACACCAGAAAAGUCGUCGGCACAUACGGGUACAUGUCUCCGGAGUACGCGAUGGACGGCGUCUUCUCGGUGAAGUCCGACGUGUUCAGCUUCGGCGUGCUGGUCCUCGAGAUCGUCAGCGGCAGGAAGAACCGGGGCAUGUACAGCAGUGGCGAGCAGACGAGCCUCCUCAGCCACGCGUGGAAGCUGUGGAGGGAAGGCAACGCGCUGGCGCUGCUGGACGAGGCGGUGGCCGGCGCCGGUGCGCACAGGGUCUCGGAGGUGCUGCGGUGCGUGCAGGUGGGGCUGCUGUGCGUGCAGGAGAGGCCCGAGGACCGGCCGCACAUGGCGGCAGUGUUCCUGGCUCUGGGCAACCCGAGCGCGGUGCUCCCGCAGCCGAGGCACCCGGGCUACUGCAGCGACCGGGGCUCCACGUCCACCGACGGCGAGUGGUCGUCCACCUGCACCGUCAACAACGCCACCGUCACCAUCGUCGAAGGCCGGUGACAUCACGUGGCGUCAGUAGUUUUGUUUUCUGUGCUUUUUGCGAUUUGUGAAUAGCGUGACAGAAGAAGCAUGUUUCAUUGGAGCAGGAUACAAAGGGAAAUUUCACAUAGCCUUGCGCGUACAAGAUUUAUGAGGACUA
Messenger RNA from Phragmites australis (common reed), 2965 nucleotides. Its product is annotated as receptor-like serine/threonine-protein kinase SD1-8. The coding region runs from base 271 to 2826 and encodes 851 amino acids. The transcript is spliced from 7 exons. Lineage: Eukaryota; Viridiplantae; Streptophyta; Magnoliopsida; Poales; Poaceae. The record is from RefSeq and is a predicted model, not a curated record. Gene Ontology annotation, molecular function: protein serine/threonine kinase activity; ATP binding. Gene Ontology annotation, biological process: protein phosphorylation; recognition of pollen.